Messenger RNA from Selaginella moellendorffii, 4008 nucleotides. Its product is annotated as kinesin-like protein KIN-UB. The transcript is spliced from 20 exons. Gene Ontology annotation, biological process: microtubule-based movement. NCBI's taxonomy places the organism in Eukaryota, Viridiplantae, Streptophyta, Lycopodiopsida, Selaginellales, Selaginellaceae. Gene Ontology annotation, molecular function: microtubule motor activity; microtubule binding; ATP binding. The record is from RefSeq and is a predicted model, not a curated record. The coding region runs from base 1027 to 3867 and encodes 946 amino acids.
GUUAGGGUUUAUGGCGUUGGUUGAUUAUGGCGCGUCUUCGUCCGACGAGGAGGACGAGCGCAUGGACGCCGUGGAGCCGGCACCUCCAGCACCGCAACCAAUGCCAUCAGCAAUUCCAGCGCCAGAGGAAUCGCGAGUGAGGCUACCGGAUGCGGCACAAGAGCUGGCUGGAAUCGGGGGAAAUCCGAGCAGUGGCAGCAGUAGCGCAAGGAAACGAAGCAGCCAGGAAUCAAAUGGGACGAGACGGCCGCCAUCGCCGCGGAGGAAGGCUGCUCAUAGCAGCUCGCGAUCGUCAGUGGGAUUGCCACCGCCGGACACUGCCGGUGGCCGCCUCAUCCCUCCCCAGCUCCUCCAAAGAAGGAGAAAUGUGGUGACCCAAGAUCUAGACAAGCUGUUCGUGCGAGGAAGAACGAGGCAGUAGAAGAGUAAAAAGCCAAGGUAACGGGGUAACGUUUUUCUACCGUGGUCAGUCGACGAGGUUUCGAAUCGCGCGAAGCCAGUGGAGGGAAAGGAAUUUGUAUUUGUUUUCUUUUUCUUUUUUUGGCAAAAUGUGGGGCAGUGGGUUAAACAAACGGUGUGCCCAUUUUUUAGGGUUAGCUCUCAUCUCUCAUCAGAGGAGCAAAGCCAUGGUGGAAUGGCAUCGUUUAGGUGGGGGUGGGGUAAUCCAUUGGAGCACCAUGCCCUACUAUUACUACCUAGUCUAGUCUCUACGCAACACCGCCACGACGAGGACGCGACGACGACAAGGACGACGGCAAUAAUCUCUUCUAUCUCUUUCUCUCCUCUGGAUUCUCGCCUAUGUGCAUUGCCGCAUCGCGCGAGAUCCCAGUCUCGAUCGAUCGAUCGCGCCUAAAAUUUGCUCCUGCCUCGUGGACGCCGCGCCUGGAAUUUCGAAGGGAAUGAGGCGAUCUGGGAUAGCACGAGGAGGAGGGGAUUAGCGGCGAUGGCGGUGAUUGAGGAGGAGGAGGAGGAGACAAUGGGUGGAAUCUGAGAGCUUCGGAUGGUCUCAGGUAAGGCAGAAAUCACAUGGCAUAUGCUGGAUAUAAGAAUUUGUUAAGUGUUGGUUCUCGGGCAGUACGGUUGGAUAGGCCUUUCUCAGUUGGCACAAUGGCAAAGCCCUCCGUUCCUUCGCCGCCACCGCCACUCGGGGGCCCGCUACUGCGCCCCAAAUCGGCCUCUCCUUCCUCGGCACGGCGCUCCAGCAUUGGCUCUCAAAAAAAUGAUUCCCACAUAUCGGGAAGAGUGCGUGUGGCUGUGCGCAUUCGUCCCAGGAAUGCGGAAGAGCUUAUAGUGGAUGCGGAUUUUGGAGACUGUGUGGAGCUCCAGCCCGAGCUCAAGCGACUCCGACUGAGGAAGAACAACUGGGACUGUGAAACUUACCAGUUUGACGAGGUGUUUGCAGAGACGGCCUCCCAGAAGCGUGUCUACGAGGUUGUGGCGAAGCCAGUGGUGGAGGUAUGUGGCACCUUCGAGUGUUUUAACACUGGUCAAUCAGUCCUGGCUGUUACUCUUGCGCAGAGCGUGCUCGAAGGCUACAAUGGAACGGUCAUGGCCUACGGGCAGACGGGAACUGGGAAAACGUUCACUCUCGGAAGGCUCGGGGAGGAAGAUAGUGCGGACAGAGGAAUCAUGGUUCGGGCCAUGGAGGAUAUUUUGUCUGAUAUUUCUCCAGAGAACGACUCCGUUACCGUUUCCUACCUGCAGCUGUACAUGGAGACGGUGCAGGAUCUUUUAGCUCCCGAAAGGGAUAACAUUCCCAUUGUCGAAGAUCCAAAGACCGGGGACGUGACGCUUCCUGGGGCUACUCUGGUUCCCAUUAUUGAUCACAGAAGUUUCGUUCGUUUGCUACAAGUGGGUGAGGCUAAUAGAUUUGCGGCCAACACAAAGCUUAAUACCGAGUCAUCACGCAGUCAUGCAAUUCUUUUGGUAAAUGUAAGAAAGGUAGGGCGUGCCAAGCCGGACAGGGAAGUAGUUGUACUGAGCGAGAAUGGAAAUUGCGUCCAGGUUGCCAAAGGGAACCGUGUACCAACAAUCCGUAAAAGUAAGCUGGUAAUUGUUGACCUUGCCGGAUCGGAGCGAGUAUACAAGUCAGGUAGCGAGGGACAUACUCUUGAGGAGGCAAAGUCCAUUAAUCUAUCGCUUACUGCUCUUGGCAAAUGUAUCAAUGCGCUUGCCGAAAACAGUCCACAUGUCCCAACGAGAGACUCAAAACUCACCAGAAUCUUGCGAGAUUCAUUCGGAGGAACUGCUAGAACGUCCCUUAUUAUCACGAUUGGGCCAUCUCCACAACAUCGUGGAGAAACUGCGAGUACUAUAAUGUUUGGACAGCGUGCCAUGAAAGUUGAGAACAUGGUGAAGUUGAAAGAGGAGUUUGACUAUAAGGGCCUUUGCCGGCGCCUAGAGUCUGAGCUCGACAAACUUAUUGUAGAGAAUGAGCGUCAGGCCAAGGCCAUAUUCGACAGCGAGGAAGAGCUGGAGAAACGGCUGGAGGAAGCACGACACUGCGUUGCAGAGGCUGAAAAUAAGCUGGCAUCGUCUCUAGAUAGACACAUGCAAAUGGAGAAAGCUAAGCACCAAAAGGAGCUGAUGGAACUAUCGCAAAAGCAUACUCAAGAAGUAGCCGUGCUGAUGCAAACGCUGGCCUUAGAACGAGCUCAAAAGGAUAAUCUGGAAAAGGACUCUUCAAGUAAUGACUCGACUUUACAACCAGACGAGGCCUUGCAACUGAAGCAGCUGCUUAAAAAAGAGUCUCGUUUGAGAGAACAAGCCGAGCAGGAAUUGAGGAUUUUAAAAUCUGGAAAUUCUGCUGUUGCAUCCGAGAACGAAAUCAUACUGAGCCUCCAAACGAGGCUGGACGAAGAGACCAGAGCUAGAGAGGCGCUGGAGAAGGAGAUCCAGGCUCUCAAACAGCAGCUGCAAGUGAAUGAUGAGGUUGAUGAGCCAAGGAAGAGCCCGGAAAAGGAUGCAGGGUCUGGUGCAGACAGUCCAGCCGCUUUACUGAGGCCUCAAAGUGCCAGGAGUGAGAAUGGCGGCGGCCAAAGGGCAACAAUCGCUAGGCUCUUUGAGCAAGUUGGACUUCAAAAGAUACUGUCUUUGCUGGAGUCAGAAGACAUUGACGUGCGAGUACAUGCCGUAAAAGUAGUUGCAAACUUAGCAGCUGAAGAAGCGAACCAAGAAAAGAUCGUUGAAGCAGGAGGGCUACAUUCUCUUCUAUCGCUUUUGAGAGGUUCUGAAGACGAAACUAUCAGGCGUGUGGCAGCAGGUGCCAUUGCAAAUCUGGCAAUGAAUGAGAUCAAUCAGGAGCUGAUAAUGACGCAAGGUGGCAUUGGGCUCUUGGCCAAGACGUCUGAUGAGGCCGAUGAUCCUCAAACUCUUCGAAUGGUGGCAGGAGCCAUAGCCAAUCUGUGUGGGAAUGAUAAACUUCAAAUGAGGUUGCGAGAGGAAGGUGGCAUCCGGGCUUUGCUUGGCAUGGUAAGAUCGAGACACCCAGACGUUCUCGCUCAAGUUGCCAGGGGCAUAGCCAACUUUGCUAAGUGCGAAUCCAGAGCCGCUGCCCAAGUGUCUGGAGCUUUUGCAGGCUAUCGGAACGGCCGGUCUCUACUGAUUGACGAUGGAGCAUUGCCUUGGAUAGUGGCAAAUGCCAACAACGAAGCAUCUCCGAUCAGGCGGCACAUAGAACUCGCGCUAUGUCAUCUGGCACAACACGAGGUGAAUGCCAAAGAUUUGGUCGCAGGCGGCGCUCUCUGGGAGCUCAUUCGCAUUUCGAAGGAGUGCUCCCGGGAAGACAUCCGCAACCUCGCGUUUAGAACGCUGAAUGCCAGCCCAACGUACCAAGCCGAGCUGAGACGACUGCACCUAGCAUACUGAUUGAGAUUGAGAUUUUUGGAUCGCCACCUUUUCUCGCGUGUAAGUAUACACUUGUUCGAGCAGCAGAGCACAGCCCCAUGGAGCAAAGUUUUGGACAUGUUCAUUUUUUGGUGAAGAGAAUACAAAAGCAAUGGAUUGUAA